AUGUCUGCCUUCGUGCGCCCCUCCGCGCCUCCUCGAAAGUCCCUACGCCCUGUGUCCAAGGACGGUGAGAAGCAGCAGAUAUGGGUGCCCAUGUUGAACAACGCGUCCAAGGGGAAGGAUCUGGCCGAGAAGCAGCUCUUGAUCCUCGGUGGAAGUCCAGAGCAGCAGCAAGAAUUUCUCGAACAUCUCAACCCGGCGCCCUCUCGAAUACGAUUCAACGACAGACAACAAAGCCGUAAGGCACCAAUAUCCAACAGAUACGCCUUGGGCUAUACAUACCACAAUGUGCUGGACGCUGAUCAGGAAGAUGUACUUGCGCGACUCAACAUAUACAUGCUCUCUAAUCCAUCGGCGGCAUUUGCACCACUCCUGAAACCACUCUUCGCCCCACAGACAGCCAAAGAAACACUUGUCACAAUACUGCUGGACUGGUCGGAUCCAUUCAGGUGGGCGAGGCAGCUACGGCAAUGGAUUCGUUUACUGCGCAGAGUAAUAGCCUCCUUAGAUGAUGAAACCAAGAUCGCCCUGGAAGAGAACAUCAACGACUGGAAGGAGAAGCGAGUCGGCGUCCUCCAAGGACCAGGAGAGUGGGACGAAGCACUCGGCGUGCCGCUGUCAGUAGUAUGCAUACAGUCGGAAAAGAGCGAACGACUCGAACGGGAUCUGGGCUGGCACGACGAGCACUUUGACUUCCUCACACAAUGGCUACGCUGUGUUCUGCUGAAGCACGGUGCCUCACUGGUCUAUACUGCCACUUUCGAUCCCAAUAACGUCAGAACACUGCUACACUCGAGCCUAAGUAUACACUCGUUACUGAAGCGAGAAGUGGCCAAGCCGAACUACAUUGAACGAGAGAAAAUCCUCAUACCGCCGAAUUGGGAUUCAUGGGGCAAGAUCAGACCGCUUCGUGAGGGCACAGAUCUCGAGGCCAUAAGCGAAGCUUGGACUGUUGAGAUACAGACCUCUCCAGAAGACGAACCCAACCUCGAUUCGAGUCAGCCGACCACGGAGACAGACACUGCAGUCAGUGUCUACGAGUCCACUCUACCACAACCGCUAGCAGCCACAGCUACCCAGCAAAGCACCACACAAGAGGACGAAACACCCUUAGCCACCGUCCAGGAAUUCCUGGCCUCACAGCUGACCAUAUUGGAGUCACUCAAAGCAGACGAUGAGAAAGCGGCGCGAAAAGCGGCCUCAUCAACCACCAGUCGACGCAUUGCAACGACAGGCACCUCGAGCAUCACCUCAUCCUCAGACGCCGGCCGCAUGGCAGACCAGAUCGGCCCGUAUCAGAUCAAUGUCAACGGUAUUGACUUCGACGCCGAGGAAGCAACCCGACGACUCAAAGAGCGGGAAGCAGAGCGCAACGCGGCGGCUGCGGCUGCGGCUGUCGACGACGCUCCUGUCCAGCAGACACCGGUCAGCAGGGCAACAGCAACAGGCAGUGGCGUGAGUACACCAACUCGGAGGACAGGUGCUGCUGCAAGUGGGGCUGGCGAAGAAGGCAAGGCGAGUAAUGAGGCGAUGAGUGCGUUCUUUCAGAAUCUGAUCAAAAAGGACAGGAGGACUCCUGCUGGCAAUAGAGAUGGCGGCGAACGGCAACCCGAGCAUCGACGGAUUACUUAUGGUCGAUUUCUUUUCCCGCUGCAGCAGUUGAUCAAGCACAAAGCCGUAAGCAAUCAAGGAGCUCCCCUACCCGCCAGCUUUUCAGCGCCCAGCCAUGGCCUCAACACCCCCCUCAACGUUCAUCACCCCCGCCUCCCCCAUCAAACAGUCCACAAUCGACCCCUCGGCCAACCUCCCCCCACAACGCCAAUCCGUCCUGAGCAUGGCACUCUCCCACCCAAGGACUUUGUCUCUUCUAUGCCUGCAAACCUCCCCACCCCACCCUUCAUAUUCGUCCCCGGCAUCCCCAACUUCCGCGACCUCGGCGGCUACGCCUGCCCGCCACCCGCCCAGCUGCACAAUACCUCCAUCAUCAACACCACCGGCACUGCCCCACGCUUCCAGAUCCGUCGGAAUAUUCUGUUCCGGUGCGCGCACCCUACACAGCUCUCUACGCAGGGCCUGAUGGUGCUGGAUCAUUUGGGUGUAACCGACAUCUUCGAUUUGAGGUCUGAGCCGGAGCUGAAGAAAUUGAGUGCGCCGGAGCCAGACGCCGAGACGCCGUUUCUCAAGGCGGGCGAGGGAUGGAUUGAGGUUCCGGGGAUAACGAGGCAUUUCACGCCGGUGUAUCAGAGUGAGGACUAUGGGCCGGUUGCAUUAGCCAAGAAACUCAAAUGGUACACGGCGCCACUGGACGGCAAAGGGGACGGCGAGAAGGACCUGUCGUAUAGUGAGGGGUUCGUGAGUGCGUAUCGGGAUAUUGGUACUUUUGCCGCGACGGGUGGGAGUUAUGCCAAGAUUUUGAGGCAGACGAUACGAGCAAUCGAUGCAGAGGAGCAGCGAGAGAAGGAAGUGGAGGCCAAAGUGGCGGCAGAUGGCGCGGCACGACGUCGGCCUGAACGACCUGGAAGGUCGCAGAUCAGACCGGUGUCAGCGUACGCUGAUCUGAAUGGGAUACUGGAUCAUCAUGAGCGGUUCCCGAGCCCAGACCCGUCGAAGCUCUCCCUCAACGGUAGAUCCUCAGGCACAGCGACACCACCUACAUCGACGUUAUCGCCUCAACCCCAACAGCAACUCCAACAGCCAGAAGACGACGGAGGGGACCCGAUCCGCACCAACGGCGGCCUCAUCUUCCACUGCACGGCUGGCAAAGACCGCACAGGCGUCCUCGCCGCCCUCAUCCUCUAUCUUUGCGGCGUCGAUAUGGAGGACAUCGCUUGGGAGUACGCCAUUACGGAGCCUGGGUUGGGGAGCUGGCGGAGGAUCUUCAUCGAUCGGAUCAGCAAGUCUGGAAUGGGCAGUGGUGGGUCGGGCAAGCCUGUCGAGCAGCAGCAACAGCAGCAGGAGCCAUCUUCUGAGCCACAAGCUGCCACCUUCAAAGAAGGGUAUCUGGACGAUGACAAAGAGAAGAGUGCCCCAACAGCAAACGGCAGCCCCGACAAGGUUGCCCCCGCGCCCCCAACAACAGCAGGCGGCGUCGCCGGCGCACAAACAGACGUCCUCACCCGCGCAGAAGCAGCUCGGAUAUGCGGUAGUCGCGCUGGCAACAUCCGUCGAUUCCUCACGCAAGUCGUGGAUGGGGAAUGGGGCGGCGUAGAGGCAUAUUUGACCGGGAUGAUUGGGCUGAGUCAGGAGGAAGUGGAGAGGUUGAAGAGCGGGCUGGUGGUUCGAGUAGAUGACGAGGAAGGGGAGGACGCGAUGGUGCGGCGGAGGGGAAUUGAGGGGUGGACGUUGGAAGGCGGGAUGGAUGACGAUCGGGAGGGCUGA
Cyphellophora attinorum is the source of this 3375-nucleotide messenger RNA. Its product is annotated as Cytoplasmic dynein 1 light intermediate chain 2. Gene Ontology annotation, cellular component: cytoplasmic dynein complex; centrosome. Gene Ontology annotation, molecular function: phosphoprotein phosphatase activity; dynein heavy chain binding. The record is from RefSeq and is a predicted model, not a curated record. The transcript has 3 exons. The coding region runs from base 1 to 3375 and encodes 1124 amino acids. Gene Ontology annotation, biological process: microtubule cytoskeleton organization; microtubule-based movement; dephosphorylation. Lineage: Eukaryota; Fungi; Ascomycota; Eurotiomycetes; Chaetothyriales; Cyphellophoraceae.